Messenger RNA from Strongylocentrotus purpuratus (purple sea urchin), 2819 nucleotides. Its product is annotated as scavenger receptor cysteine-rich domain-containing group B protein-like. Gene Ontology annotation, cellular component: membrane. The transcript has 7 exons. The record is from RefSeq and is a predicted model, not a curated record. Bases 1 to 2283 code for a protein of 760 amino acids. NCBI's taxonomy places the organism in Eukaryota, Metazoa, Echinodermata, Echinoidea, Camarodonta, Strongylocentrotidae.
AUGGAUCAACAUGUGUGGAUGAAAUUAUUGACCACCCUUACAUUUCUCUUCCUCUCGUCGUCUAAACUCUUUGAAACAGUUCUUUCUCAGGGAGAAUAUGAGGGAUCCGUAAGACUCGUAAAUGGCGGAAAAGCAAAUGAGGGGCGGAUUGAGAUCUACCACUCCGGGGAGUGGGGUACUAUAUGUGACGAUGGCUGGGAUUUGAAUGAUGGCGCGGUCGCUUGCCGACAGCUGGGUUACUCUGGAGUCGACCAGGUUUACAGCUCUUCCUAUUUUGGAGAAGGGUAUGGAAGUAUCUGGCUGGAUGACGUUCAGUGCAGUGGCACGGAGGCCCUACUGACUCAAUGCUCAAACACUGGCUGGGGAAUACACAACUGUGGUCAUUCAGAGGAUGCCGGAGUAACGUGCUUACCUAAUGAUGCCGAACCAGAGGGAUCCAUAAGACUCAUUAACGGUGGAGCAGCAAAUGAGGGGCGGAUUGAGAUCUACCACUCGGGUGAGUGGGGUACUAUAUGUGAUGAUGGCUGGGAUUUGAAUGAUGGCGCGGUCGCUUGCCGACAACUGGGUUACUCUGGAGUCGACCAGGUUUACAGCUCUUCCUAUUUUGAAGAAGGGUAUGGAAGUAUCUGGCUGGAUGACGUGCAGUGCAGUGGCACAGAGGCCCUACUGACUCAAUGCUCAAACACUGGCUGGGGAAGACACAACUGUGGUCAUUCAGAGGAUGCCGGAGUAACGUGCUCACUUGAUGAUGCCGAACCAGAGGGAUCCAUAAGACUCAUUAACGGUGGAGCAGCAAAUGAGGGGCGGAUUGAGAUCUACCACUCGGGGGAGUGGGGCACUAUAUGUGAUGAUGGCUGGGAUUUGAAUGAUGGCGCGGUCGCUUGCCGACAGCUGGGUUACUCUGGAGUCGACCAGGUUUACAGCUCUUCCUAUUUUGGAGAAGGGUAUGGAAGUAUCUGGCUGGAUGACGUUCAGUGUAGUGGCACAGAGGCCCUACUGACUCAAUGCUCAAACACUGGCUGGGGAAGACACAACUGUGGUCAUUCAGAGGAUGCCGGAGUAACGUGCUCACUUGAUGAUGCCGAAUCAGAGGGAUCCAUAAGACUCAUAAACGGUGGAACAGCAAAUGAGGGUCGGAUUGAGAUCUACCACUCGGGUGAGUGGGGUACUAUAUGUGACGAUGGCUGGGAUUUGAACGAUGGUGCGGUUGCUUGUCGACAGCUGGGUUACGCUGGAGUCGAACAGGUGUAUGGUGCAUCUGAAUUUGGACAAGGGUACGGCAGAAUCUGGCUUGAUGACAUUCAGUGUUACGGAGGAGAGCUGACAUUGCCAGAAUGUUCAAAUGGCGGCUGGGGAAUCACAAACUGUGGUCAUUCAGAUGAUGCCGGAGUUACGUGCGCACUUCAUGCCGCUGAAGGGACAGUGCGUUUGGUGAACGGUCCUUCCACUUCUGAAGGACGCUUGGAGGUUUACCACAACGGCCAAUGGGGGACCGUAUGCGACGACGACUGGGACCACGAGAACAGCCAGGUGGUCUGUCGACAACUGGGGUUCGGCGGCCACGGGUUCUUCACCACCGGGCUCAUGGGUUACGAAGAGGCUGUAGGACCAAUCUGGCUGGACAAUGUCGAGUGUUACGGGAAUGAGGAGCGGCUGGUCUACUGUAUAUAUCAAGACUGGGGAUCAAACAACUGCGAUCAUACAGAAGAUGUUGGAAUACAGUGCACGCCUAAUCAUGGUAACGGCCUCUCAGGUUGGGAAAUAGCUGGAAUCGUCAUUGGAUCAUUAGUGGGAUUGUUCUUUUUCUAUCAGUGCUGCCUGAAGAAAAACACCUCAAAACCUCCCUCACCAGAACCCGGUGCAAAUACGGAAAACCCUUCAGGUGAUGUAGCUGGAGAAGGAACAGAGGACUUUGGUGACGUACCAAGAGAGAGUAUAAGAGAAUUAGCCCUGACCCACAUAGGUGAUCCAAACUCGAGCCUACCGGACGUUCCACCACCAGCGUAUGAAGACAUCGGGAAGUUCACGUCCUUCAAUAUGCCGGGAUCGGGAGGGUUCUAUUCGCCACCAACGUCUGCGGCAUUCCACCUACCUCCAAGCCAACCUUAUCCACCGUCCACCGCGCCCUAUCCCCCUGUAUCCUACGUAGCGUACCCACCACCACCACCACCACCACCACCACUACCAUCAUCAACCGCAUGUGUUUCCACUGUUGCGUACCCGUACCAUUCGGGUGGUUCAAGGAUACCAUCUGCACCCCCUGGAUUACCUCCAGCAAGCUAAAACACUAAAUCUAUUUUUAUAAAUGUAUCUUAUACCGGGAUUUUAUACUCAAGAUCAAUGCUCCUCCUCGAUAAAGACUUCCACACAUGUUUUCAGGAGACGUCCGUUCAUCAGUAGUGCGAAUCAAGCCGUUUAGGGGUGCCGAUCGAAUUCAUGUUGUCCGCAGGGAGAGAGGGAGAGAGAGAGAGAGAGAGAGAGGGGGGGGGGGACGACGAGGAUCUCAGUACGGAAUGCAUACUUUUAAAGAACAAGGUCAUCGGGCUGGGUGGAAUAUUAAUUUUUCUCCCUUUAUCCCCUUUUUUUCAAUUAGGGGAAGGGGAAGGGGGCGAUGUCACCUGUGCUCCCAAAGCUGUACCACUGAUUCAGCAUAAUAUUUCAUCAUAAUUGUUAGGGUUACCCAUGCAUGUCGGUUGAUGUCAACCUCGAUUCCUAUAUUAUACUUUACUACGACUAGUAUUUUCCAUGUUGAAUAAACUAUCACAAUUUGUCUUUUAAUCCUUUUUAGUUUUGGUCCGUUAUCCGACGUCUUUUUUAAA